AUGGAUCGAGGUGAAGCAGCCAUGGUUGCUGUCGCCUCCAGUAAACGCCGUUACAUGAGCAAAUCCCAGCGAGCCUGUGAUUUCUGUCGUUCACGCAAAGUUGCCUGUCGAAUUGAUGCGGCCUUGCCAUGUAAACUUUGCAGGUCUUACAAUCGACUGUGUACCUUUGACGAACCCGCAAAACCACGGAAGAAGACUCCAGCGACAUCUCAACCGGGAGACGCUCCAAGCGCCGCCGGGGUUGCCUGUGAUGCUGUGUCAAGUCUCCAGCAUGACUUUGGUGCUCGCGAAGAUACGACAAUGCCUCUGGACUUGGAUAAUUUUGACGAUAGUAUUGACAUCUUUGCUCAGUUGGACGCUUUCACUCCCCAAGAAGAUCCAUUCGCCACUACCGCGGUGAUGGCUGGAUUGGACAGGUGGCCUACGCCCUUCCGGAUUGACGCGGCUGAUAACGAGAACACACGCAGUACUGCAGCGAUGACGGUCGGGACCAGCAUGUCGUCCCCUUCCGAGUCUGAGAAGACUUCCAUCCCGGCAAACGCAGCCAGUCAAUUAUGUGGUCUCACGGGCGACAUGGACCCCUCCAAUUUAUGUCAAUAUCGAUACGAUACCCACAACGUUUACUAUUUCAAGCGACUUGCUAUACACUCCGUCUUCGAUGGUAUUCAUCCCAUCUCAUUCGUGGUCUCCUUGGACCGCUCCUCCCCGAAGGUCGAAGACAAAGAGAGAGCCGAACUCAAUAGGAUAGUCGAUCCACAAAUCGGGAUACGGUUGAUUGAGCUAUUUUAUCAAUUCAUCUUCCCCCAAUUCCCUAUCCUCAGAACCACUAGCAAACCCACACCCACUGAAAGCCCUCCACAUCUGCUCGCUGCCAUCUAUCUGCUCGCGCAACGAUUUUCCGGCUUUGACGAUUAUCUAUGCAUCCAGAUAGUAUAUGAGACCUUUCCCAGCAAGCAACUGGCGGGGAUGGCGACAGCGGCACUGCAUCGAGACUCCAACGAGCCAACCUUGGCACACGUUCAGACGGCGCUUCUCAUCCUCUUAGCACCUCCAGAGAAUUUGCUUAUGCCUGAAACUGCCGCUAGAUGGGCUCUGCACGGGACGUUAGUCGCCAUGGCUCAAGGUUUAGGCUUGUUUCACGAUCCAAGUGAAUGGACAUUAUCACAUGAGGAGAUCAUAUUGCGAAGGAUUCUAUCUUGGGCUGUUCGCUGUGUGGAUGCUUGGCUCGCCGCCGCUUUGGGCCGAAUUCCUCUGAUCGACGAGUCGAAUUGGAUGGUACCUCCGCCUCAUGCGGCAGACUUCGAAGAAUCUGAGCUCGCUCUCGGUGUCUGUGAGGUCUUUAUACCGCUAGUGCAACUGAGCCAGAUUUUGACCUCAGUGCUGGCCAACCUCUUCUCCCUUCGUGCAGUACAAGCACUGGCCGUGGACUUCCGUCUCACGCUGCGGACGGCUCACCCUCUUAUGGACCAGGUUACGCGUUGGUACCAGGACUAUCAACAGGUUCAUCUACCUACCUCAAUGCACGAUGUUGACUCGUCCGGCAUAUUGCAUCUGGGCUACCAUGCCAUCAAGAUCAUGAUCCUAAGAGCCAUCUAUCGACCCUUUCAGAACCUGGAACGAGGACAUAUUGCUCACAGCACCGACACUGUUGCAGAGAAAGAGGCGUUUUUGCGCUGGCGGACGGCUGCUUCACGCGCUCUUGCUGCCAGCACAGCCUUCACCUCUGCACUAGAUCACACCCGUGUGCACGCAUUUUGGCCAUUCUGGUCAGCGCUCUCAUGGUCCACCAUAGGCCAACUUGCAGUCCUGCUGCUAGUGAUAUCGGAAUCGGAAGGAGAAGCGUUGCAGUCCAAGGCUGCUCUAGACAUCACUCGACAAUCUCUCCGUCUUCAGUCAAAAUCAUUUGAUAUAUUACGCUUCCCACUACUUCGCCUUGACAGCUUUCAUUGGAAGGGUUUUGGCAAUAUCUUUAAUCUCCCUCCGGCGACGCCCCCUCCAAACCCAUUCGAAACCUAUUUCAUGCUGGAAGCUCACGCCUCACUCCUGGAUGCCUAG
This is a messenger RNA of Exophiala oligosperma, 2055 nucleotides long. RefSeq lists its product as uncharacterized. The transcript is spliced from 5 exons. Gene Ontology annotation, molecular function: DNA binding; zinc ion binding; DNA-binding transcription factor activity, RNA polymerase II-specific. The coding region runs from base 1 to 2055 and encodes 684 amino acids. Gene Ontology annotation, biological process: DNA-templated transcription. The record is from RefSeq and is a predicted model, not a curated record. Gene Ontology annotation, cellular component: nucleus. Lineage: Eukaryota; Fungi; Ascomycota; Eurotiomycetes; Chaetothyriales; Herpotrichiellaceae.